Molecule: messenger RNA, 506 nt
Organism: Spirodela intermedia
Lineage: Eukaryota; Viridiplantae; Streptophyta; Magnoliopsida; Alismatales; Araceae
Source: the annotation of a GenBank genome assembly
AUGUCGGAUUGCAAAGGUAAGGAGCAACGUUCGUGUUCCUCGUUUGAAGGAACACUUUUUGUUGGAUUAUUUUUCUUCGAUUCUCUCUUCGUUCAGGAUAGUAGGUCUAUUUCUUUUCACCGACAACAUUGUCGUCAAUCUUAAAUUACACCACGGUUGAGAUUAAAGUUUAAUGGAUGCAUCAUCACAUUUCCUACGAACGCCAUGGUACACAUUACAUAAAGCGUUUAAAAUCAUCGAAUAUCAUUUUGAACCUUGUAAAGUAAAACUGUCGGCUGCCAAUUCUAACUGCUGUUGGGAUGGUGUAUCAAGGAAAGGAAUCGUGGCCGGAGCUAGUCGGAGCUGAGGGCAGCGCCGCCGCAGUGAUAAUCGAGAAGGAGAACCCUCAUGUUGACGCCGUUAUCGUCCAUAAGGACCUAGGGACGGACAUGCAGUACCGUUGCGACCGUGUCAGGGUGCGAGUGGACAAUUAUGGUAUCGUGGCCGAAACACCGAUUAUCGGCUAG